This is a messenger RNA of Zygosaccharomyces rouxii, 1620 nucleotides long. It is a transcript of the gene CDC55, whose product is annotated as protein phosphatase 2A regulatory subunit CDC55. Gene Ontology annotation, biological process: peptidyl-serine dephosphorylation. Gene Ontology annotation, molecular function: protein binding; protein phosphatase regulator activity. Lineage: Eukaryota; Fungi; Ascomycota; Saccharomycetes; Saccharomycetales; Saccharomycetaceae. The record is from RefSeq and is a predicted model, not a curated record. Bases 1 to 1620 code for a protein of 539 amino acids. Gene Ontology annotation, cellular component: cytosol; protein phosphatase type 2A complex. The transcript has a single exon.
AUGUCACAGGACAAUUUUGAUUUCAAGUUUAGCCAGUGUUUCGGCGAUAAAGCUGAUAUUGUAGUUACCGAGGCAGAUAUUAUAACUGCAGUUGAAUUUGAUCAUUCAGGAGAUUAUUUGGCUACAGGUGAUAGGGGUGGUCGUGUGGUUUUAUUCGAGAAAAACAAUAGUAAACAUUGUGAGUACAGAUUUCUCACAGAAUUUCAAAGUCAUGAUGCAGAGUUUGAUUACUUGAAAUCUUUAGAAAUUGAAGAAAAAAUCAACCAGAUUAAAUGGUUACGUCCUUCCCAAAGAUCCCAUUUUAUACUGAGCACCAAUGAUAAGACGAUAAAGCUUUGGAAAGUCUAUGAGAAGAAUGUUAAAUUGGUCAGUGAAAAUAACCUCUCCGAUGGAAUGGCAUUACCAAGAUUCGCAGGCAGCCAUAGUGGGAAUAACGGCAAUGGUGGGGGUGGAUCUGCUAGAGCAGUUUUAUCACUACAAAAUUUAAAAUUACCAAGAUUGUCUCAGCACGAUAAGAUUAUAGCGGCUGCCCCCAAGAAAGUUUACUCGAACGCUCAUACUUAUCACAUCAAUUCGAUAUCACCAAAUUCCGAUCAAGAGACAUUUUUAAGUGCAGAUGACCUCAGAAUUAACCUUUGGAAUUUAGAUAUUCCUGAUCAAUCCUUUAACAUUGUUGACAUCAAACCUGCUAAUAUGGAAGAAUUGACAGAGGUUAUCACAAGUGCAGAAUUCCACCCCUUACAUUGUAAUUUGUUCAUGUAUUCUUCUUCAAAGGGGACGGUCAAGCUUUGUGACAUGAGACAAAAUGCUCUUUGUGACUAUAAAACAAAGACUUUUGAAGAGUAUCUUGAUCCAAUUAAUCACAAUUUCUUCACAGAAAUCACGUCAUCGAUAUGCGAUGUUAAAUUUAGUCCUGAUGGUAGAUACAUUGCAUCAAGGGAUUAUUUAACGGUAAAAAUUUGGGAUGUUAAUAUGGAUAGUAAACCAUUAAAGACAAUAAAUGUUCACGACCAGUUAAAGGAAAGGUUAAGUGAUACUUAUGAAAAUGAUGCUAUCUUUGAUAAAUUUGAAGUCUGCUUUAGUGGUGAUAGUUCAAGUGUAAUGACUGGUUCUUACAAUAACAAUUUUAUGAUUUAUCCUAACGUGAUAUCGACUGGUGAUGAUAGCGGUGGAGUCGUUAAAAAUUUCAAUGAUAAUAGCCGUAAAGUUCAGUUUAACGAUAAGAAGAAAGGUAGUUUUAGCAGUAGUAAUUCAUCGAACGGUUCUAGGGCGUCAUCAUCAUAUCGUCGUGGUAGUAAUGGUAGCCGAAGCAGCUUUGAUGAUCCAACAUCAACAGCAUCUUCACAACAACAAAACCCAUCAUCAAAUAUACAACAGCAACAGCAACAACAACAUUCGCAUCAACAACAGGAAAACAAUAAGGAAAUUGUGCUUCAAGCGGAUAAAAGCGCCUUUAAGAGCAAAAGAUUUGGAACAUUAUCACAAAGGUCGGCUAGAAAUAAAGAAUGGGGGGAUGAUAUCGAUUUUAAGAAAAGUAUUUUACAUUUUUCAUGGCACCCUCGAGAAAAUAGCAUUGCUAUCGCGGCAACAAAUAAUUUGUUCAUCUUUUCUGCAUCCUAA